GUUAGUUCACAGUGCAAACCGUCUGUCGAGCAUAGAGUUCCGCUAGUCGCGCUUUUCAAUUUUUGACAGUUCGAUUUCGAAUCAUCAAGGUGUAUCACGAGGUCGCGAUUUCGCGGAUCAAAUUGAUCAGCGGUCAUCAACCAGUUUCCAGUUCUGAUAGUGUUGUUGUUUUUUGGUGGAAUUAAUUUAUUGAGUGAUGUGUUCAAUUAACAUUCCCAGUGAUAUCCAGGCGGUAUCUUUCGGAUUUUCCUUGAAGGAACACAUGAGACUUCUUUUCUACGUUGGAUGAAGAGUGUAGCCCACCAACUGGAUCUACUAGGUAUAGCGGACAUAGUACAAAGUGUUUGAAAGUGUAAACAAAGUGAACAUCAGUGAAGGUGUGAAAAUGCACCUCUAGUGAUUUUAAUGUGAUUAUUCGUGCAACUAAACUCAGUGUACUAGUAUUAGCUGUGAUCUAUAAAGAAUUAGCAUGAGUUCGUACUUUGCCAACUAUAUGCCAGACAUGAGAAAUGGUGGGGUUGUAUCAGCGGAACACCAACAUCAGCAUUAUGGAGCUGCUGUGCAAGUGCCCCAAGGAGGUGGAGCCGUUCAAGCGGAUCCAAACUCUUGCUCGGGUGACCCUUCCGUGGUGGGUUUGCGGCAAGGUAUCCCACCCCACCACUAUGGUGGCCCUCCUGCAGCAGGACAACCUCCCCAAGGCAUGCCUUAUCCCAGGUUUCCACCCUACGACAGGAUGGACAUCCGAAACGCCGGCUACUACAACGCGCAACAGCAGAUGGAUGGCCAGUACCGACCUGACAGUCCGAGCAAUUUGCAUAUGGGGGGAAACGGGGCUCCAAAUGGACAUCAAACGCCUGUGGUGUAUGCUAGUUGUAAAUUGCAAGCGGCAGCGGUGACGCAGAACGGUGUGUUAGGUCCUACGGGGAGUCCGCCUCUGGAUAGCGCGCAGAAUAUGAAUACUCACCACAUGGGGCAUCAUAUGCAAGAGCAGCAUCCGCAGCACCACCAGCAGCAGCACCACCAACAGCAGCAACAUAUGAUGUACCCUGGGCAGCAAAAUGCGAGUAUGCAUCAAGCUCCUCCACACCAAGCACCUCCCCUACAGCAGCAACCUCAACCUGUUCAGCAGCCUCCAAAUAAUACGGCUUCCUCGUUACCUAGUCCGCUUUAUCCUUGGAUGAGGAGUCAAUUUGAAAGGAAAAGGGGUCGACAAACCUACACCCGAUACCAAACGCUGGAAUUAGAAAAAGAGUUCCAUUUCAACAGGUACUUGACGAGGCGAAGGAGAAUAGAGAUCGCACAUGCCUUGUGUUUGACCGAAAGGCAAAUCAAAAUAUGGUUCCAAAACAGGCGCAUGAAGUGGAAAAAAGAAAACAAGACCAAAGGAGAAGGCGGUUCAGAAGGUGGUGGCGAUGACAUUAGUCCUCAAGGAUCACCACAGUGAACCAAGACGUAUUAAACUAUGUACCUUAAUACACAUUUUAGUCAUUGCAUUUGCCUUUGCCUUUGGCAUGGGCCCCUUUUUGGCAGGAACUCUUCAAAAUUCCCCACAACCGUAUUGACCUCUUAAGAAAGUCUUUUUGUGUAUAUUUAAAGUCGAUAUAUUAGUUCUAUACGCGAUUAUAGAUGGAUUUUAUAGUUAAUUUAUUUAUAUUUGUAGAUAACAUAGUCUUUUUAUUAUUUUCUGUGCGAAUCUCCAUUUUGGACUCUCGUUUUAAACUUUAUUCAUGAGGCCAGUGCUACGUGCAAUUUAGUGAAAGCAGAUGGACUGCCAAAAUGUUAGUGAAAAGUACAUACCCGGGUUUGAAUUUUUUGUAUAAAUAUCUUGAUAUUCCUAAUUCCUGGUCAUGAAAGAAUUGUGGUUCAGAAUAUCUACAAGAACAUCUUUCCAUUAUGGAUGAUAUUGAAAGGUCAGUGACGUCAUUUUCUUGUGCGAAAUGUUGAUGUCGCUUGCAAGCUAACUUGAACUAUGAAACAAAUUUAGGAACACUUUUAUCGUUCAAGUUAGCUUGUUUCAGAUAUUGAAUUAUAGAAACUCUUACUUGUUUUACAAAAGAAAAACUUGAAAAUCCGUACUAUGAUGAGAUCAUUUUGGUGAUUUCCCAAUAAAUUUAUUCCAC
Phaedon cochleariae (mustard beetle) is the source of this 2120-nucleotide messenger RNA. The record is from the annotation of a GenBank genome assembly. Lineage: Eukaryota; Metazoa; Arthropoda; Insecta; Coleoptera; Chrysomelidae.